This is a messenger RNA of Closterium sp. NIES-65, 1020 nucleotides long. Lineage: Eukaryota; Viridiplantae; Streptophyta; Zygnematophyceae; Desmidiales; Closteriaceae. The record is from the annotation of a GenBank genome assembly.
AUGAGUGCGCUUCGAGCCUGUUGCGCGCCAAGCGCAGCCGCACCUCUCAAGGCGGCCCCGCGCGCCUUUCUGGCGGGAGUGCGCACAGGGGCUUCGGUUUCAGAAACGUCUCUAGGACUAGGAAUGCGCGCGUGGCCUUUCCGCGAGUCCCUUCCGCGCGCCCCCUUCCCAUCCGCCGUUGCGCACAGAGCAGUGUCAAGCCUCUCCGUUCUCCGCUGCUCUCAGUACGCCAACGCUUUAUCGGCCAGUUUCGCGCUUACCAAAUAUGCCACAUCAUUCAUGAAGCGAUCCACGUCAGACGGCGCGGAGCCCUUCCGCGUCGGCAAGCGGAGAGCCGUCACGACCAGCGCGGCAGGGGAGGCGGCGGGGGAGUCCGCGGGGGCGCAGGGCGGGCGGAGCAAGGGCGGGGAUGCGGGGCGGGACGGGCCGUGGAUGCUGGUGGGGCUGGGGAAUCCUGGGAUGAAAUACGAGGGCACGCGCCACAACGUGGGUUUUGAGGUGAUAGACGCCAUAGCCAGGGCGGAGGGCAUAAGCCUGAGCGCCAUGCAGAGCAAGGCCGUGGUGGGCAAGGGGCGUAUUUCCGGGUGCCCCGUGCUGCUGGUGAAGCCACAGACGUUCAUGAACCUCAGCGGGGAGAGCGUGGGACCCUUGGCUCGGUUCUACAAGAUUCCACCCGAACGAGUCGUGGCUAUCUACGAUGACAUGGACCUGGACGUAGCUUCCAUGAAGCUUCUUGCCAAAGGCGGGCAUGGGGGACACAAUGGAAUGAAGAGCAUUAUGCAGCACUUUCAGGGCUCGAGAAACUUUCCCCGCCUAAGAUUCGGCAUUGGGAGGCCGCCUGGGCGCAUGGAGGCCAAGGUGUAUGUGCUGCAGAAGUUCUCAGAUAGGGAGAGAGACGAGGUGGAUGUGGCUAUAGAGCGGGCAGUUGAUGCAGUCCGGUUGGUGGCAGCAGAGGGAAUGGAUAAGGCUGUCAGCACCUGGAAUCUGCCGCGCCGGUCAUCUGCCAACACCAAGGCCUAG